AUGGCGAAGAGAAGAGUCAAGAAACGAACGCAUGUCGGCGCAAAGCCUGGCCUCGGGGCCGCGUCAGCAAGUCAUGCGGCCCCUAAGGCUGGGUCACGCCCGCCUAAGAGCAUGGUCAUUCGCGUGGGCGCCAGCGAGGUCGGGCAGAGCGUGUCGCAACUCGUGCGAGAUAUCAGGCAGAUGAUGGAGCCGGACACAGCCUCGCGAUUGAAAGAGCGGAGAAGCAACAAGCUGCGCGACUACACUACCAUGGCGGGGCCGCUGGGCAUCACACAUUUGAUGCUUCUAAGCAGAAGUAGCAACGGCAAUACGAACAUGCGUCUGGCAUUGACUCCUCGAGGACCGACCUUCCAUUUUCGCGUGGAGAACUACAGCUUGUGCAAGGACAUAUACCACAGUAUGAAGCGACCAAAGAGCGGAGGCAAGGAAUACCUACAGGCACCAUUACUGGUCAUGAACAACUUCGUCACGAAGGAGGAGACCAACGGCGAACAAAAGCAACAACCCAAGAUACCCAAGCAUCUCGAAUCUUUGACGACCAGUGUCUUCCAGUCCAUGUUUCCACCCAUCAAUCCAACCACGACUGCCUUGCAGGGCAUGAAGCGGGUGCUUCUGCUCGAUCGCGAACCUGCAGAUCCCAACUCCGACGCUGCUUCGUACACACUGAACCUACGUCACUAUGCAAUUGAGACUCGAACCGCCAAAUCUGUGCCGAAGCCUUUGAGACGAUUAGACGCUGCCGAGAAGCUCAGUCAUGCGGGCCAGAAGCGCAAGCGAGGCGGUCUUCCCAACCUGGGCAAGUUGAAUGAUGUGUCGGACUACUUGUUGGAUCCCAACGCUGCGGAUGGAUUCACUUCUGGAUCAGAGUCAGAGCCAGAUACGGACGCCGAGAUUGAAGUGAUGGCACCAUCGUCACGGAAAGUGCAGAAGAGGAAGGCACAAAAGGAUGUCUCUGAAAAGAGGAGCACAGCAGAUGUGGAGAAGAAGGCAGUCAAACUUUACGAGCUGGGACCACGGAUGAAGCUACGCCUGACAAAGGUGGAAGAAGGUCUGUGCGGCGGCAAGAUCAUGUGGCAUGAGUACAUCCACAAGUCGAAAGAAGAGAUCCAGGAGAUGGAGAAGGUGCACGAGAAGCGGAGAAAGGAGAAGGAAAAGAGGAAAGCCGAACAGAAAGCAAAUGUUGAGCGCAAGAAAGCUGAGCGGAAGGCGAACGGGCAAAGCGCUGAAGACGAUGAGGAUGAGGAGGACGAAGACAUGGACGGUGAGGUGAGCGAUGACGAUGAGUGGGAUGAUGAAGAGCUGGAGGACGACGAAGACGCUGAAGGAGGUGCACAGCUUGAUGUCGAGGACGAUGAUAUGCAAGAUGGGAGUUCGGAUGAAGAAGGCGCCGGGGGAUAG
Zasmidium cellare ATCC 36951 is the source of this 1398-nucleotide messenger RNA. RefSeq lists its product as uncharacterized. Gene Ontology annotation, molecular function: rRNA binding. The transcript has a single exon. NCBI's taxonomy places the organism in Eukaryota, Fungi, Ascomycota, Dothideomycetes, Mycosphaerellales, Mycosphaerellaceae. Gene Ontology annotation, cellular component: preribosome, large subunit precursor. The record is from RefSeq and is a predicted model, not a curated record. Gene Ontology annotation, biological process: ribosomal large subunit assembly; rRNA processing. Bases 1 to 1398 code for a protein of 465 amino acids.